This is a messenger RNA of Adineta steineri, 1020 nucleotides long. The record is from the annotation of a GenBank genome assembly. Lineage: Eukaryota; Metazoa; Rotifera; Eurotatoria; Adinetida; Adinetidae.
AUGAAAAUUAUCUUUGCUUUUUUUUGUCUUCUUAUUGUAAGUGUUUAUUGUGCACCAAUAGUCGAUGAACAAUUAAAUGACUCUUGGACAUUAUUUAAACGUGUUUAUAAGAAAGGAUAUGCAUCAAAUGAUGAGGAAACUGCUCGACGAACAAUUUGGGAAAAAAAUCUUGCCAAAAUUCGUAAACAUAAUCUUGAAGCCGAUAUUGGUCUUCAUAAAUAUAGAAUGGGAAUGAAUCAUUUUGGUGAUUUAGCUCAUGAAGAAUUUAAAAAACAAAUGAAUGGAUUUAAAAUGAAUGCUAAUACGAAUGCACAUACACAAGAUCGUCAUAUGUUUGUAGCACCAUCAAAUGUCGUUAUUCCAGAUGAAGUUGAUUGGCGCAAAGAAGGAUAUGUUACUCCUGUUAAAGAUCAAGGACAAUGUGGAUCAUGUUGGGCUUUUUCAGCAACUGGUUCACUUGAAGGUCAAACUUUUGCUAAAACCAAAACACUUCCUUCACUUUCCGAACAACAAUUAGUUGAUUGUUCAACUAAAUUUGAUAAUCAAGGUUGUGAUGGUGGUUUAAUGAAUAAUGCCUUUGAAUAUAUCAAACAAAACAAUGGUAUAGAUUCUGAAAAAAGUUAUCCAUAUUUAGCUUAUGAUUCAAAAUGUCGUUUUAAACCAGAAGAUGUUGCUGCUACUGAUUAUGGUUACAUUUAUAUUAAAGAACAAAAUGAAACUGAUCUUACAAUUGCUAUUGCUACAGUUGGUCCUAUUGCAGUUGCUAUAGAUGCUGGACAUGAUUCAUUUCAAUUCUAUUCUAGUGGUAUUUAUGAUGAACCAGAAUGUUCAAGAACUGAUCUUGAUCAUGGUGUAUUAGCUGUUGGAUAUGGUCAAGAGGGUUCAAAACAUCCCGAAUAUUAUUAUAUUGUUAAAAAUUCAUGGAGUGAAGGAUGGGGUGAUGGUGGUUAUAUUAAAAUGCUUCGAAAUUCAAACAAUCAAUGUGGUAUCGCUACUAUGGCAAGCUACCCACUUGUCUAA